Messenger RNA from Homarus americanus (American lobster), 777 nucleotides. Its product is annotated as activating signal cointegrator 1 complex subunit 2 homolog. The record is from RefSeq and is a predicted model, not a curated record. Bases 1 to 777 code for a protein of 258 amino acids. The transcript has a single exon. Lineage: Eukaryota; Metazoa; Arthropoda; Malacostraca; Decapoda; Nephropidae.
AUGGGGAAUGACACUAAGCCAGCAGACAGAUCGGAGCCGGGCACCUCUCAAAGCAGCCAGACGGUCAGAGCCAGACACCCCAAGCAGCCAGAUUGGUCAGGGGCCAGACACCACAAGCAGCCAGACAGUCGAGGCAGACACCUCCCAAGCAGCCAGACAGAUCAGAGCCAGGCACCCCAAGCAGCCAGACAGAUCGGGGCAGACACCUCAAGCAGCCAGGCAGAUCAGAGGCAGACACCCCAAGCAGCCAGACAGAUGGGAGCCCAGGCACCCCAAGCAGCCAGACAGAUGAGAGCAGGCACCCCAAGCAGCCAGACAGAUGAGGCCAGACACCCCAGCAGCCAGGCAAUUCAGGCCAGACACCCAAGCAGCCAGACAGAUCGGAGCCAGACACCCCCAAAGCAGCCAGACAGAUCAGAGCCAGACACACCAAGCAGCCAAGACAGAUCAGACCAGACACCCCCAACAGCCCAAGGCAGAUCCAGGCCAGACACCCCAAGCAGCCAGACAGGUCAGAGCCAGACACCCCAGCAGCCAGAUGAUCCCAGGGCCCAGACACCCCCAGAAAGCAGCCAGACAGAUCAGAGCCAGACACCCAAGCAGCCAGACAGAUCCAGAGGCAGACGCCCCAAACGGCCAGACAGAUCCGGGCCAGGCACCUCAAGCAGCCGAACAGAUCAGAAGCCCGGGCACUCAAGCGGCCGGAGCAGGUCAGGCCGAACGCCAGCGGCCAGACGGUCAGGCGGAGCACACAAGCAGCCAGAUGGUCAGAAAUGA